AAUUAAGCUCUAGGUUAAGUUGUUUUCAGUUCUAGAGAGCUUUGAAUCAGCGUCACUGUGAAUUGUAAUGCAAGGUCACAUUCAACAAUUUUUUUUUUCUCCCUUUACAUUACCUCAAUUCCCUCUUUUGCAACCCCAAGUUUUCCACCACUUCUUUAAAACCAAACCUUCUUCCCCAAUUCACCCUCAGAGCUCAUAACAAAGACUCUAAUCCUUCUCUUCUUCCUCAAAUCUUUAUUCAACACCAUGAAGAACACAAACAACAACAACAACAACACAAAACUCAUCCUCCUCCACCCUUACAUCCAGAAACAAGGAAGCUCCAAUCGUUUAUGGCUCCUCGCUUUCAUCUCAAUCUUCACACUCGCUUUUCUCGUAACACUAAUCUACACAAGAGAAACAUAUUCAAUUACUGCCACAACCUCACACGUCAUAACAUCUUCAACACCAAUUAGCACAAUCAAUGUUCCUCUUCCUUCCACAGUCAUCAACACUCUUCUCCACUACGCUUCGAAAUCCAACGACACAUACCACAUGCAGUAUUCAGAUCUCAAAUCAAUCUCCGAUGUCCUCCGAAAGUGUUCUUCACCAUGCAACUUCCUCAUUUUUGGCCUCACUGGUGAGACUCUGCUCUGGAAAGCCCUGAAUCAUAACGGAAGAACGGUUUUCAUCGACGAGAAUCGCUACUACGCUGCGUAUAUCGAAGAGAAGCACCCGGAGCUCGACGUUUUCGACGUGCAAUACACGACGAAGCGAAGUGAGAUGAAGGAGCUUAUAGCUUCGGCUAAAGAGCAGGCUUCCAAUGAGUGCAAGCCGGUGCAGAAUCUUUUGUUCUCUGAUUGCAAACUUGGCCUUAAUGACCUUCCAAACCAUGUUUACGAGGUUGAUUGGGAUGUUAUCUUGGUGGACGGUCCCCGUGGGGACUGGCCUGAUGCUCCUGGCCGGAUGUCAGCGAUUUUCACCGCUAGCGUCCUGGCCAGGAGCAAGAAGGGCGGGAACCCAAAGACUCAUGUCUUCUUGCAUGACUAUUUUGGGGAAGUUGAAAGGGUUUGUGGUGAUGAGUUUCUUUGCAAGGAGAAUUUGGUUGAGGCAAGCGAGACUUUGGGACAUUUUGUGUUGGAAAAGAUGGAUGAGAGGAGUGUCCACUAUUGCAAGAAUGAUAAUAGCUCAUCGUCUCCUUCUACUUCUUCGUAAGGCUCAGGGGAUUAUUUUUUUCAAUUUAAUAAUGUCUCUCUAGUCAUACACACAUUGCUAGAAGAAGGUGCUCGGAAUCAUCAUGGAUCGUCUUAGCCGCAAACUGGUGGAUUAAAAAAAUUCUUCUGGGUAUUUAUGAUUUUUUUUCACUACUGCAUUUUGUUUACUUCUUUCUCUGGUUGAGGCUUGUAAAAAAUAAUUCUUUUU
Molecule: messenger RNA, 1401 nt
Organism: Arachis ipaensis
Lineage: Eukaryota; Viridiplantae; Streptophyta; Magnoliopsida; Fabales; Fabaceae
Gene: IRX15-L
Product: IRREGULAR XYLEM protein (DUF579)
Biological process (GO): xylan biosynthetic process
Source: RefSeq, a predicted model, not a curated record